Messenger RNA from Fibroporia radiculosa, 936 nucleotides. RefSeq lists its product as uncharacterized. The record is from RefSeq and is a predicted model, not a curated record. NCBI's taxonomy places the organism in Eukaryota, Fungi, Basidiomycota, Agaricomycetes, Polyporales, Fibroporiaceae. The coding region runs from base 1 to 936 and encodes 311 amino acids. The transcript has a single exon.
AUGAGGUCGACUACAGCUAGUUCGAUACUGGAUACUCCAAAGCUCCGACCGAAAAAGUCUCUCACUCCUGGUCGCGCUCUCGAUUCUUCAAGUCCUACGAAUGCACCCUCCUGCUACGAUAAGACUCCUGACGCGGAAACCGACUGCCUAUCACGGCGAGUGCGCUUUUCGCCGGCAGCCAGUUUCGCGAGUGUGUAUACUACGUACUCGUCAGACGUGUAUGAUCGCUCUCCCAUUGUAUCCGUACCAGAAGGUUCUCCCAGACGCCACUACACUCUGAAGGACGACUGUCCAAGCCCAAGUAGGAGUAAAGGCGUAAGCCGCCCGUUGCAGGACUUGCGUCCACUCAGCCGGUCAUUCCUGGCCUUGACGAUCUCUGAGGAAAGUGAAGAUGAAGAAUCUGGUGAAGCUGCAACACAAGUUUUGAAGGCGUCGUGGCCUCUUCCCUGCUUGGACAUGAAGUUCAUUCAAGACAUUGAUACUUGUAAUCUGGAUGAAGAUGAUAAUGACUACCAGAAAGCAACUCGGUUUUAUAAGUCGCUUUCUCAACUAGGCAAGAUUCUUUCCUGUCUAGAGUAUGACGGAGAAAACGAUAACGCUGAUUCUACAGGGCUGGUUUCCGCAUCCUCUCAAGCUCGUCAUAUCUCCCAGGCUGGUAGUUAUGUCACUGAUGUAAAUCCUCCUGUACAUAGAAGACGCCCUACGGAUCAGCCUACCAUGUCCAGUGUAGAAGCAGCUUCCGCGGAAGCCAAGGCUUUAAGAAACGAUAUUUCUUUGCCCGGGUCCGAUGCGGAACGCGCAGUCGUCAUCACUAGAAGUCAGCCGCUCAGCGAGAAGCCCGACUAUCGACAUCUGUCGUCGAAGUCUCUGUCGUGGCUGUCCGAUGAACAGGCCGGCCGUGGGCGCACCACAGGGUCUCUCAGCUCUCGUUCGUAA